AUGACUAGCAUCUAUAAUGAGACAUUUUUUAGCCGACCGAUUCCUUAUUACAUACGUUUAGCUAAUAUCAAAUCUCUUUAUAUAAAACUUCCUAUCAAUAAUCAAUUUUGGUCUAUUGUUCCAAGUUUAAACCGACUACGCUCGCUUACAGUAUCAUCCCAUGAUGAUGCUUUUCAAUCUCAAUUGCAAACUUUAUUAGAUCAAGCACUUCAUCUUUACACACUAACUAUUCGUCAAGAUACAUCAUUAUCUUUACAAAUAUCAUUAUUCAAAUAUAUAAAUACAUCAGUUCGUCGUUUCGAUUUGUACGACUGUAAUUAUUGCUUCAACGAGGAAGAAUGUACUACAUUGAGUCGUUCACCUCUUGGUACUCAAUGUGAAGUUCUUUCCAUUCGAGUUAAGAAUCGCGAAAGUAUCGUUCAUCUUAUCAAAAAUAUGCUCAAUCUUCGAACAUUAAUUGUCGAAUGUAUAGAUACAAAGUGUCAUCAACGAUCAAUAUUAACAACAAACAAUGAUGAAAUUAUUCAAUGGUUAAAAAGUCGUUUGCCAUUAAAAUAUUUGAUCGUUAGAGAUCCAGAAACUGAUAAUGGUAUUUUAAUAUGGAUCUAA
Molecule: messenger RNA, 609 nt
Organism: Rotaria sp. Silwood1
Lineage: Eukaryota; Metazoa; Rotifera; Eurotatoria; Philodinida; Philodinidae
Source: the annotation of a GenBank genome assembly